Molecule: messenger RNA, 1615 nt
Organism: Spodoptera frugiperda (fall armyworm)
Lineage: Eukaryota; Metazoa; Arthropoda; Insecta; Lepidoptera; Noctuidae
Product: lipopolysaccharide-induced tumor necrosis factor-alpha factor homolog
Exons: 3
Coding region: 135-539 (134 amino acids)
Molecular function (GO): zinc ion binding
Source: RefSeq, a predicted model, not a curated record
AGACUUCUUAUCAAUAUUUCGACGAUAUUUUUUAUCUAUAAAUCGACAUUUCGUUAUAGAAUAUUCAGUUUGCUUAUAUCCCUCGAAAGAGUGCCAGUAAAAAAGUGUAAUUAGAAAAAAAAAACUAUUAAAAAAUGAAUACCAACAGCGGAGAAUUCAAUGACCCCAAAGGCCAGGGUAUGCCCCCACCAUACACAGACACGCCAGCUGGGCCCCCACCCACUGUGGUACACCCAUACCCCCCUGUGCAACCCGUAGGAGUUGCGUACCAACAGACUACGGGGCCCAAUGUCGUCCCAGUCAUCGUCGGCAACCGGGCUAUGGGCCCCAAGCCCAGCACGAUCACCUGUCCAUCUUGCAGAGUGGACAUAGUCACAAGGGUAGAACACAUCACCUCUACUAAAACCCACUUGUUUGCUCUCGGACUUUGUAUUGUUUUCUGGCCUUUAGUAUGCCUGCCGUAUAUACUAAGCAGUUGCCAGAAUGCUGACCACUACUGUCCAAACUGCAAUGCCUAUAUUGGAAGCUACAAGAACUAAGACCUGGAUUGACAUAUAUAGGACUAAAUAAUACGUUGAUAGUGUUAUCACCUAUUGCGUACUUGGAUUACAAUAUUUUGACAAAGGUGAUGAAACGUUAUACCAAUGUUGCGCAAAUGUUUCACCGAAUGAAGAAAGUUGAUUCUUUGUGAGAAUCUGUGUGUUCUUUGCCUUAUAUUUGUUGAAAGAAGUGCAUAGAAUAGAGUUGAUGAUUGGGUGUGAAAAUUAAAAAUCUAUUUAGUCCAUCAGUAAGGUUAUGAAAAAAUAUUAGACACGUAUUUUUUAUUUUGUCAUAUAAGAUAAUAAUACUUAGAUAGAAUAAAUCAAAGUUUAGGAGUGGGAGUAAAUACGUCAUGUCACGCGAUAUUUCUUGGUACAGAAAUGUGGAGAUGGUGGUCAAACGUCAUAAUUUUAAGUACAUAUAUAUAACUUAAUAAUAAAAUUGAAAUCGUUAUAUCUUCAAAAGUAUUUAAUUUCCAAAAUAAAAUAAAAAAUACGUGUCUAAUAUUUUAAAAUAAUCUACAAGAUGGACAUUAAAAUAAAAAAAUAGUCAUCUAUCCUAUUAUGAUGACGCCUAUGAUACGAAUAGUUUAGAAGAAAUAAUUGUUUAUUAAGUUAGAUACGAGUAGAAUGAGGUUGAUGUGUGAUAGUAAUACUUAAAGACUAAAUGUGAUUGCUUUAUGUGUUUGUAAAGAAACUAUUUCCUAAUUAUUUUUGUAUAAAAUCGAAAAAUUUCUCUGUUUUCCAUUUAUUUUUCUGAAAUCUGCUAAUGCUUCUCAAACUAUGCAUUUAUGUAUAGUUUCAGAUUAGUAUAAGUAGAUACUUCACGACGCAUGACUGCCAAUUGUCUUUCACAAUCUUAGAGAAUCUCUGUGAAAUGACAGUUUGAUAGAUGCGUCAAAAGGGUAAUGACCCCAAACUAUACUUCUGUUGUUUUCUGUCCAUAAAGGCUCUUGCGACGCAAUGCUAGGUAUGUUUGCAUGUGUGUGUUGACUUUUAAUAAGUCUAUAUUAGUUGUAUAAAAAUAAGAUGGUAAUCUAUACUACUGAGCUUUAAUAAAUAAAAUGUAAGACAAA